AUGUCAUUAGUGGGUCAAAGGCGCAGUUUCUCCUCCUCUUCCUUCAGUGGAUUUGGUGCCGCUUACUCAAUGGGAGCCGGGGGCAGCGCAGGGAGAGCUAGUUUCGGGGUAGUCAGUGGUGGCGCAGGCCUCGGGAAGGCUGGCGGCGCUGGUGGUGCCUUCGGAAUGGCCAGCGGAGGGACAUUCGGUAAGGGCGGAGGAGGCGCGGGCUUCGGUAUGGGUGGUGGAGGAGGAGGCGGGGGCGGCGGCUUCGGUGUUGGCUUUGGCGGCGGCGACAUGAUUGGGAACGAGAAGAGACACAUGCAGACGCUGAACGACCGCCUGGCUACCUACUUGAACAAGGUCCGCACGCUGGAGAAGACCAACGCCGAGCUGGAGGAGAAAAUACGCAGCUUCACCACCACCCAAGCCGUCAUCACGCACGACCUGCAGGCCUACGACAACCAGAUCACCCCCCUGCGUCAGAAGGUCAUGGGUCUCUUCGUUGAGAACUCCAACGUGGCCCUCGCCAUCGACAACGCCAAGCUGACCAUCGACGACUUCAAAACCAAGUAUGAGUCUGAGGUGUCUCUGCGGCAGACGAUCGAGGCGGACGUGGCCAGCCUGAAGGGCCUCAAGCACGAGUACGAGGCCACCAAUGCAGGCCUGCUGAUGGAGCAGCAAGCCCUGGACCAGGAGAGGGGGGGCAUGCAGAAGGCACACCAGGAGGACAUCAUGAUGAUGCGCUCCAAGAUGGCGGGCACGGUGCAGGUGGACGUGAAGGCUCGGGAGGGCAUCGACCUGGCCCAGGCGUUGGGGGAGAUCCGCGCCGAAUACGAGGCCAUCAUGCAGAGGAACCGCCGAGACCUGGAGGGAUGGUACACCAAGCAGGUGGAGAUGAAGCAGGCGGAGUCUGCCGUGGUUACCGAGGCGACGGUCAGCACGGGCUCCGAGAUGAAGACCAUUCGCACCCAGAGCCUGGAGCUGCAGACCGAGCUGGACAGCCUCUUCAGAAUGAAACUGGGUCUGGAGCAGCAGCUGGUGGAGGUCCAGAACCGGUACCAGUCACGCAUGGUCAGCAUGAGCCAGGCGGUGGCCAGCCUGGAGGGAGAACUGGCCGCCAUCAGGGCCAACGCCAUGCAGCAGAGCCAGGACUACCAGAGGCUGCUGUGUAUGAAGGAGCAGCUGGAGAAGGAGAUCAGCACCUACAGGGUGCUGCUGGAAGGCACGGGCGACCUCAGCGCCGCCUCCAUGAAGGCCUCCAUGUCCCUCUCCUCCUCCUCCUCCUCCAUGUCUGGCGGCGGAGCCGGUGGAAUGGGCAUGGGCAUGGGCAUGGGCAUGUCUGGAGGUGCCGGUGGAGCUGGAGGCAUGAUGUCCUCCACAAGCUACUCCACACGCUCCUCUUCCUCCUCCUCGAUGGGGGGGUCGGCUUCGGGCAGCAGGAUGAUGACGACAGGUGGAAGCGGCGGCAUGACCGCUUCAGGGAAGAAGACCGUCACCAUCACCACCACCACCACCGACGGUGGCGUGGCGGGAGGGGCAGGUGGCGCAGGUGGGGCGGCGGGGAUGAUGCAGAUGUCCCAGGUGUCCUCCUCAGGCGGGGCGGCAGGCAUCCUUAAGACUAGCCAGGUGUCGUCUUCAGGAGGGGCGGCGGGCAUGAUGGUGAUCUCUGAGGAGAGGGGAGUAGGAGGGAUGAUGGUGUCUGGUGGGGCAGGAGGGGCAGCCGGGAUGAUGGUGUCUGGGGGCGGCGGCAGCAGCAGCAGCAGUAGCACCACCACCAUCGUCCGGUCCUCCAGCACUACCGAGAGCUCCUCGGCAGGGGGCGCCGGGGGGGCGCUGGCCAUGGCGGCUGGUGCUGGCGGUGCCGGCGGCGCCAUGAUGACGUCUGAAAGUGUCAGCAUGUCGUCUGGCGGAUCGAUGUCCGCGGGAGGCGGGGCAGGUAUGAUUUCAGGCGGUGGGGCGGCAAUGAUGUCAGGCGGUGGCAUGUCAUCGUCCAUGUCAUCAGAAAGCGUCACCAUCACAUCGGGCGGUUCCAUGUCCUCAGGUUCCAUGUCUGGCGGGGGUGGUGCAGCGAUGAUUUCAGGCGGAGGUGCAGGUAUGAUGUCAGGGGGAGGUGCUAUGAUGUCAUCAGGCGGAGGUAUGAUGUCAUCAGAAAGUGUCACCAUCACAUCGGGUGGUUCCAUGUCUUCAGGUUCAAUGUCUGGAGGUGGGGCAGCUAUGAUGUCAGGAGGUGGCAUGUCAGGUUCCAUGUCAUCAGAAAGCGUCAGCAUGUCCUCUGGUGGCUCCAUGUCCUCAGGCAUGGUCUCAGGUGGAGGUGCAGCAAUGAUGUCAGGGGGUGGAGGUAUGAUGUCAUCAGGCGGAGGCAUGAUGACAUCAGAAAGUGUCACCAUCACAUCGGGUGGUUCCAUGUCUUCAGGUUCCAUGUCUGGAGGAGGAGGGGCAGCGAUGGUUUCAGGCGGAGGUGCCAUGAUGUCUGGUGGCGGCAUGUCAUCGUCCAUGUCAUCAGAAAGCGUCAGCAUGUCAUCGGGCGGCUCUAUGUCCUCAGGCAUGAUCUCAGGUGGUGGUGCAGGUAUGAUUUCAGGGGGUGGGGGUAUGAUGUCAUCGGAAAGCGUCACCAUCACAUCAGGCGGUUCCAUGUCUUCAGGUUCAAUGUCUGGAGGAGGUGGGGCAGCAAUGAUUUCAGGCGGAGGUGCAGGUAUGAUGUCAGGGGGAGGUGCCAUGAUGUCAUCAGGCGGUAGCAUGUCAUCAGAAAGCGUCAGCAUGUCAUCUGGUGGUUCCAUGUCUUCGGGCAUGAUCUCAGGUGGAGGUGCAGGUAUGAUGUCAGGGGGAGGUGCAAUGAUGUCAUCAGGCGGAGGCAUGAUGACAUCAGAAAGUGUCACCAUCACAUCGGGUGGUUCCAUGUCUUCAGGUUCCAUGUCUGGAGGAGGAGGGGCAGCGAUGAUUUCAGGCGGUGGUGCCAUGAUGUCAGGAGGUGGCAUGUCAUCGUCCAUGUCAUCAGAAAGCGUCAGCAUGUCAUCCGGCGGCUCUAUGUCCUCAGGCAUGAUCUCUGGGGGUGGGGGAGCAAUGAUGUCAGGGGGAGGUGCUAUGAUGUCAGGCGGUGGAGGUAUGAUGUCAUCCGGUGGCGGUAUGAUGUCAUCAGAAAGUGUCACCAUGUCAUCUGGUGGUUCCAUGUCCUCUGGGAUGAUUUCAGGUGAAGGCGCAGGUAUGAUGUCAGGGGGAGGUGCAGGUAUGAUGUCAUCAGGUGGCGGUAUGAUGUCAUCAGGUGGAGGUUCGAUGUCAUCUGAAAGCUUCAGCAUGUCAUCUAGCUCCAUGUCUUCAGGGGGUGGGGCAGCGAUGAUGUCAGGAGGUGGAGGUAUGAUCUCAGGGGGAGGAGGCAUGAUGUCAUCAGGCGGUAUGAUGUCAUCAGAGGGCAUGAGCAUGUCCGGCGGAGGCAUGUCCGGCGGAGGCAUGAUGUCAUCGGGCGGAGGUAUGAUGUCAUCAGAGGGCAUGAGCAUGUCCGGCGGAGGCAUGAUGUCAUCAGGCGGAGGCAUGAUGUCAUCGGGCGGGGGCAUGAUGUCAUCAGGCGGAGGCAUGACGUCAUCAGGCGGAGGCAUGAGCAUGUCCAGCAGCAUGAUGUCAUCAAGUGGCUCCUCAUCGUCCACCUCCACCAGCUUCACCACUAACUAGGCUCCCUCAACCUGAAGCAGAGCUGUCACUAUGACAACGCACCUGGAUCCACCUUCCUCAAGCGACAAGCUUCUUCAUCACCCUGGAACCUUGACUUCUUCUUCUGCAAAACACAGAGGAAGCAGUGGCCGAUUCAGCUUGGUGCUGAUGCCUACUUUUGAUCCUAUUUUCUCAUUGCUAUUAAGUGUCUUUGAAGUGCCUUGUGUGUCAAGCGUUUUCGAAACAGUGAGCUAAUGUACGUAAAAAUAAACAUGAGUAUCAUUGUUACUGGCAUCACAAUUUACUAAUGAUCAGAACCUUGUCCCUGCCAUCACACCCUGUAACAUGCAUCAUCUGAUACAUCUCACCAUGAUAAUACAUAGGCCUACGUUUUAUACAGCGCUUUUCAUGACAUUCAAGGUGAAGUGGUUUACAUCUUGCUUCAUCAUGCCCUUAUAUUCAUAUUCUGAAAAGGCACAAAAGGAGACUACAUCUGACCUGUGCUGCCUAUGAAGUUCUAUACAGUGUAGCACACACAUGACUUCAUAUAAGAUUUGCUUUAUUACUGUAUCCUUAUUAUUAAUUGUUAUAGCCCUUUUCACUAUACCCUUGCCAAACCAUUGUAUAUCUACAACU
Messenger RNA from Engraulis encrasicolus (European anchovy), 4260 nucleotides. RefSeq names its product keratin, type I cytoskeletal 9. The transcript has 10 exons. Lineage: Eukaryota; Metazoa; Chordata; Actinopteri; Clupeiformes; Engraulidae. Bases 1 to 3645 code for a protein of 1214 amino acids. Gene Ontology annotation, cellular component: cytoskeleton. The record is from RefSeq and is a predicted model, not a curated record. Gene Ontology annotation, molecular function: structural molecule activity.